ACCCGACUCGUACAGAGCCGUAGUACUGUACUAUUUCCUUGCUCACGGGUCGUCCCAGAUUCCGGAUCGAUGCCAUUCCGUCUGCUACGGUACUACUGCUCUAGUCCGAGUUUAAAAAAAAACUCUGCGGCUUUAUCGAGAUAGAUAGAUUUAUAUAUCGGCUAAUGUUCCGGUGCAUGUCCGAUUCCCGAUCUGAGGCGACAUUUUCGGUGAAUGAGGAAAAUCUAAGCAAAUCUGAUAUAGAUAGAAGUCGUGGAGUAAGAGAAUUGUUGGAAGAAUGCAAGGUUUUAGAGCCAAAUGUGGAGUAACGGCUGUUGUGAUAUUGGCCAUAUGGAUUGGUCUGGCAGCUUUGUAUGGUCUGUUAAAACCCAUUUCGAAUGGCUGUGUUAUGACCUACAUGUAUCCCACGUAUAUACCGAUAUCCACAACCGAAGGCGUUUCCUCUGCAAAGUAUGGGCUGUAUUUGUACCAUGAGGGCUGGAAAAAGAUUGAUUUUAAGGAGCAUCUUAAGCAGCUUAAUGGGGUUCCGGUGCUUUUCAUUCCGGGUAAUGGCGGUAGCUUCAAACAGGUACGAUCUUUGGCCGCUGAAUCGGACAGGGCGUAUCAAGGAGGUCCGUUGGAGCGUGCAUUUUAUCAUGAAGCUUCCUUAACUCGUGAAGAGGGAGGUGUAGAUGCAGAUGUAGCUGGCUUUCAGUUACCUAACCAGUAUACAAGGCAGUUGGAUUGGUUUGCCGUUGAUCUUGAAGGAGAGCAUUCUGCUAUGGAUGGUGGUAUACUUGAAGAACAUACAGAGUACGUUGUGUAUGCCAUUCACCGGAUAUUAGACCAGUACAAAGAAUCUUUUGAUGCUAGAGAAAAAGAAGGUGUUGCAGCCUCUGGUUCUUUGCCAAAAAGUGUGAUAUUAGUUGGUCAUUCUAUGGGUGGGUUUGUCGCUAGAGCUGCAAUUAUCCAUCCUCGUUUGAGGAAAUCGGCAGUUGAAACUGUUCUCACACUUUCAAGUCCUCACCAAUCACCUCCUCUGGCAUUGCAGCCUUCAUUGGGUUAUUACUUUGCACGUGUAAAUAAUGAAUGGAGAAAGGGAUAUGAGGUCCAGACAACUCGAGGAGGACAUUAUGCAUCUGAUCCUGUACUUUCUCGUGUGGUUGUUAUAUCAAUUAGCGGUGGUUAUAAUGAUUAUCAGGUAAGGUCGAAAUUGGAGUCUCUUGAUGGUAUUGUGCCUCCUACCCAUGGUCUUAUGAUCAGUAGUACAGGCAUGAAAAAUGUCUGGUUGUCAAUGGAACAUCAGGCGAUUUUAUGGUGUAAUCAACUAGUUGUCCAAGUCUCACACACUUUACUUAGUUUGAUAGACUCGAGAACAAGCCAACCAUUUGCUGACACUAGAAGAAGAGUAUCAAUAUUCUCUAGAAUGCUGCGCAGUGCUAUACCCUACAGUUUCAAUUGGAUGACACAAUCACGCUACUCUGCUGCCUCAAAGGAUGUAAAAAAUUCAGAUGGAUCUAUAGUGCACCCUUCAAAUUCUUGUCCAAGCAAUAUGCACUGGAGUGAGGAUAGUCUUGAGAGGGACCUUUACAUUAAUACGACCACUGUCACUAUUCUAGCCAUGGAUGGUCGCAGGCGGUGGUUGGACAUACAGAAAUUGGGAUCAAAUGGAAAAAGCCACUUCAUCUUUGUAACAAAUCUGGAUCCAUGUACUGGUGUUAGACUUCAUUUAUGGCCUGAAAAGGGAAAGUCAGCUUCAGACUUUCCCAGUUGUAAAAGAGUACUUGAAGUGACAUCAAGAAUGGUUCACAUUCCAUCAGGACCUGCACCAAGACAGAUUGAACCAGGCAGUCAGACUGAGCAGCCUCCACCUUCUGCUAUAUUUUUGUUGAGACCUGAGGAUAUGCGUGGUUUCAGAUUCUUAACCAUCUCAGUUGCACCACGUCCGACCAUUUCAGGCAGACCUCCACCAGCUGCUUCCAUGGCUGUGGGACAGUUUUUCAAUCCAGAAGGAGUGAUGGAUAUUUCUCCUUGGUUGAUGCUUCAGUCUACCUAUUCUCAUAAGGAAAUGUUUUUGAAGGAGGACCAUCCUCUUGCUUUAAAUCUAUCGUUCGGCAUUAGCUUAGGCCUUCUUCCUGUUUCCUUGUCUUUGAAGACUGCAGGAUGUGGAAUUAAAAAUUCACUUCCAGAUGAAGAGGCCGCAGAUGUUGAAAGGCUUUGUAAACUACGUUGUUUCCCACCUAUAGCAUUCGCUUGGGAUUACAUAUCAGGUCUUCACGUGUUUCCAAAUUUACAGAGGGAGACGAUUGUUGUUGACUCCUCACCGGCACUUUGGAGUUCAGCUCCGAGUUCCGAGAAGACAAAUGUUUUGUUGCUGGUGGAUCCACAUUGUUCAUACAAAACUACCGUUUCUGUUUCUUUCAUACAAGUCGCUAGUAGAUUUUUUCUCAUAUAUAAUCCACAAAUAGUUGGUUUCUCUGUCGUUGUUAUCUUUUUUGCUCUGAUGCGGCAAGCACAUGCGUGGGAUCUUGAUCUGCCAAUACCUUCGAUGCUGACAGUAGUGGAGACAAAUUUGAGAUUUCCGCUGCCAUUUCUCUACCUGGGCAUUACACCCAUUUUGCUAUCCAUGUUCCUUUCCUUUUUCAUGUCUCAACCACUUCCACCGUUUGCCAGCUUCACCUUUGUUUCCUUGAUUUGUUAUUUUCUUGCAAAUGGGCUUGUAAUAGUUCUGAUAUUGAUAUCCCAACUGGUCUUUUAUGUGGCUGCUGUCAUACAUAUAUUCAUCAAAACGAGGUGGCAAUCAUGGGAAGGAAAUGUCUGUUCUGUGUUUAUUCACUGGUUUUUCAAUCUGUCUGCUGGCUUCUCUUCAUUAAAGGUAUAUGUGGUGAGGGUUUUAAGAGUCAAUCCGUCCCUUGUUACGGCACUUUCUGCAAUUACCUUGGCGUGCUUGGUUCAUCCAGCCUUAGGUCUAUUCAUACUCCUUUUCUCUGAUGCUUUGUGCUGUCAUAAUGCACUUUCUAGUUUUUUGACGGCUUCAUUUCGCAGCCAUGCACGGAACAAUGAUGUAUUUGAUUAUAAAAAAGGAGACAGUGAUGGGUCUGAGCAACUUCCCUUCACAUUUGAUGGUUCCCCUUUGAAAGAGAGCUGUUCUAACAGCUCAGACUCUUCAAAAAGUUACAGUGAAACACAACUAGAGCUCUUCCAUCAUAGGCAUGGUUUGUUGGUUUUACACCUCGUUGCAACUCUGAUGUUUGUACCGUCCCUUGCAGCUUGGUUGCAGAGAAUAGGGAUGGGUGAGAGCCUCCCUUGGUUUCUGGAUUCAGUUCUUUGCACUGGUGUGAUCCUUCAUGGCAUUUGCAAGUCAAAGCCUGAGUAUAAUUCCUUCUCGUUUUCAUUUCCUGGCAUUCCACUCCUGGAAGUGAGGUUGAACCUUGUCUACCUGAUUGCUGGAUACUUUUCCUAUCUCUCUGGCCUGGCCUUGGCUCCAUACAGAGUUUUUUACGUUAUGGCUGCUAUAGGUUUCAUUUCUUUUGUUUUGAGGAUUUUACAAAUAAGAAACAGGGACAAGGGAGAGACUCCUUUCGGUAGCCGAAAGCACUCACAUAGACACUGAGCGAGCGUCUUCAUAAGCUACACAUUUAUACUAUUCACUGAUCCAGAAGGCUUCCUGUCCAAAUAUGUUGCGAUAUGUGGACUUGAUGAAAGGUGGAUGUUUUAUCGAACAUGAAACAAACACAAUACCGUAGAUUCAGCUUCAGAUUUGUCCGAUUUGUAAGAUACAAGCAAAUGUCCCCGGUGAUGAAAUAGUCAACACGAGUGAAAGGAAGAAAUUUUUUCUUGUAAAUUGAUGAGCACUUUGAUCAUGUACUAGAGCUUUUUCUCAAUGGCUUGAGGAUUUUGUGAUCUUACUUUUAGGACAUCAAUGAUUCAAUUCUGCUAUGUUACUGUAGGAAUGAGUUGAUUUGCUUAGCACCUUUAGUGGAAAAGGGGCCAUUGGUUUGAACUUUCAUGUUAUAACAAGCCAUUAAUAUCUGAGAAA
This is a messenger RNA of Morus notabilis, 4018 nucleotides long. RefSeq lists its product as uncharacterized. The transcript is spliced from 19 exons. Bases 278 to 3592 code for a protein of 1104 amino acids. Gene Ontology annotation, molecular function: hydrolase activity, acting on ester bonds. NCBI's taxonomy places the organism in Eukaryota, Viridiplantae, Streptophyta, Magnoliopsida, Rosales, Moraceae. The record is from RefSeq and is a predicted model, not a curated record.